Messenger RNA from Leptinotarsa decemlineata (Colorado potato beetle), 677 nucleotides. RefSeq names its product LYR motif-containing protein bcn92 (gene bcn92). Gene Ontology annotation, cellular component: L-cysteine desulfurase complex; mitochondrion. Gene Ontology annotation, biological process: iron-sulfur cluster assembly. The record is from RefSeq and is a predicted model, not a curated record. NCBI's taxonomy places the organism in Eukaryota, Metazoa, Arthropoda, Insecta, Coleoptera, Chrysomelidae.
AGGUCAUUAUAAGAAUAAGAGGAAGUAAAUUCUUCCAUAACCUCUGAUAAUUUUGAAAUCUUGAAGUGAAAAAUAAAUUUAUCACAGUAGAAUAGUAAAUUGUAGACAUAAUGGCAACUAAAACUAUAAUUUUAAGAUUAUAUAAAGCAAUGCUGAAAGAGUCCCAAAAAAUUCCUGCUUAUAAUUUCAGGAAAUAUGCCAUCCGAAGGGUUCGGGAUGGAUUUAGAGCAAAUAAAUAUUUAUCAAAUUCAGAUGCUUUACGAUUGAAAGUUGAGGAGGCUGAAACAAACUUGGAGGUCAUUCGAAGACAAGUGAUUGUAGGCCAGUUAUACACUGCUGAGAAAUUGGUUAUAGAACAUCAAUCAAAGUGAAAUAUCGGUUAGGAAUGAAUUAUUAGUUUCACAAAUUAUAAAGUUUAUCAGGUGUUUAUGGUGAAUCUCGGUUCAUGUUCUGCAUUAUCACUUUCUAAUAACAAAUACUAGUGAUGAACGUAGUAUAUAAUAAAAACCCAUUUAUUUUGAAUAUGAAAAAUAACUCGGGUUCCAUCAUGAUCACUGUUACGAUAUCUUUCAAUACUUUUUGUAGGAAUAAGUGUGAUUGCUUUUAGUUCUUUAUGUAAAAAAAAAUUAUAUGUUUGUAGAACACAGAUCUGUAUAUAAAUGUUUGAAAAAGUUAAA